AUACCAUGAAUAUUCUCUAUUUUGGUUUCUUCUUGACAAAAAUACAACCCUUUUCUCUUCUAACAGGCAUUAGCACAACAAGCAUUAAAUCUUACUAUCAUUCCAUAAGUAUCAUGCACACGAGCAUGUUAACCCGUUAAGUACUCCCCCUUUUCAGUCCACAUUUAAUAGUGACGCAGCAAUAAUUACGACUUAUCACAAUUAUUACUGAUAACUUACUUAUUUUCUAUACAAUAAUUUUGUUCCAAUUAAUUAGUUGUCUUGAUUUAAUUUGAUAUCAUGGCAAGUGCAUUAAUCGAAAUGGACGUCGAGAAAUUAUCGUUCCCAUCAACGGCAUCCACGUUAUUCUGCACAUUUGAUGAGGACAGUGAUACUUCGUCAACAUCUUCUUCUGGAAAUUUUUGUUUAUCCAAUACAAAUUGCAAUCUGCAAAUUAACAAAGUUCAAGACAUUCCGGAUAUCGUUUUUAACAAUUUUGAUCUCAAUGGAAUCUCAUCUUUUAAGCACCUUUCGCUACGUUUUUUCAUGACCAAGUGUACUCCAGAAGUUUUGGGUACAUUUCUCACCGGUGGAUUUCUCGAAACGUUGUAUAACUCUGCAUCGUGGAAAGUGUAUAUGACCGAACUAGUCUAUGGAUAUCUUAACUAUGUCAUUAACUCUGAAAAAAAUCGCAAUGAAUCCCAUGUUCAAUUUCCAAUUGGAUUUAUCCAGCAACUCAAAGACCUCGGAAAAAUUGUCGUAUUACGAAAACAUAUUUCACAAAUGGUGGAUCUUUCAGAAGAAACGGUUGAUAAUUUCGGAGAGUAUGUUAGAAUUAAAGCUACAGCUUUAUCUUCUGGACUGAUAUCACAAAUAAUCCAAUUUGACAUUGCAAAAUAUACACCGGAAUUGACAUCCAUCUCCUCCAGGCAUACGGGAACAAUUAUUCCUCACGAUAUAAUGCUCAAUGGGUGUUACCCUACAUUCCCUUAUGAAAAGGGUGGAUUUCCUCUGGAAUGCGUUAGCAAUAAUUCUAAAAAUUCUGCAGCAAAAGUCGUAUUUUCUAGACGGCUUAAAAAACUUGCUCAUGCUUUUUGUAAUCCAAAAGUGCAAUUUAAACUUCGAUUAUGUGAUUCUGACAAGCUCGUUGAUCUCUGGUACAUGAAAAAUCUCAGUGACCAAUUUUCCACAAAGAUUCAUGUGACUCUGCAUUAUUUCGAAUUUGUGGAACAAUUCGUCUCCCAAUUUGCAGACUGUUUUACCGUUCAAAAUCAUAAUGGGGAAGCUCGAAUUCAUUACGAUUGUUGCAAAACUUUGGUCAACAGUGAAUAUUCCUGUCAUUUAUUGGGGUCAACUGUGAACACAAUUUGGGUCAACGGGAAAGCAGAAGUUUCAAGUGAUAUUAAUUUACCUUUUAUCCAUGAGCUGUAAGACGCUUCACAAUUUUAUCGACAUUAAUAAUGCAAAAAGUUUGAUAUUUUGCAAAAAGGAAAUGCUAUAAAUCCAAUUACUGCAAAAAGUAGUAAUAAAUAUUAACUAAAUAGUGAUAAGUAUUUUUCUGAAAUAAUGGCCAGAUUAGUUAUUCAUAGGCUUAUAAUUUUGUUGCUCUUAUUGUUGUUUAAUAAUUAUUAAUAACCAUUUUUCUAAACGGUUUAUGAGAAUUUAUUUAAUAAUGUUUUUACACUGUGCUGACAAUCUAAAAUAAAGCAUUUUUUGUGGAUUUCA
This is a messenger RNA of Folsomia candida, 1704 nucleotides long. RefSeq lists its product as uncharacterized. NCBI's taxonomy places the organism in Eukaryota, Metazoa, Arthropoda, Collembola, Entomobryomorpha, Isotomidae. The record is from RefSeq and is a predicted model, not a curated record. The transcript has 5 exons. The coding region runs from base 280 to 1410 and encodes 376 amino acids.